AUGGAAGCUUUUCGAAAAGUGUUGGAAGAUUGCAAUUUAGUGGAUGUGGGGUUUUGUGGGAACUGGUUCACGUGGGAAAGAGGAAAUCUACCAGAGACAAAUAUUCAAGAACGUCUUGAUAGGGGUGUGGCCACUGAUGGUUGGUUGUCUCUAUUUCCAGAGUCUCAAAUUCAGCAUUUACCUCAUUCUUUUUCUGAUCAUUGUCCACUACUCCUUACUACAAAAUGGGAAGAAAAGAGUUGCUUUAAUAGAAGUUUUAAAUUUGAAGCAUGGUGGGUCAUGGAAGAAACAUUUUUUGGAGAGGUUAGGAACAUUUGGAAAAAGUCAACAAGGAAUUUUUUGAACAAGCUGGAAUGUGUCAAAAGAGGGUUACAAGAAUGGGCUAAUAAAAUUCUUUACUGCAGGAAAGUAAAUAAUGAGCUGUUAACAUCAAAAUUAAUAAAAUUACUGGAAGAUGAUAGAACUGAUGAAAAUCUUGCAGAGCUUAUUGACACAAAAGUAGAACUUAAUUUUGAGAUUGAGAAAGAUGAACGUUAUUGA
Gossypium arboreum is the source of this 540-nucleotide messenger RNA. RefSeq lists its product as uncharacterized. Lineage: Eukaryota; Viridiplantae; Streptophyta; Magnoliopsida; Malvales; Malvaceae. The record is from RefSeq and is a predicted model, not a curated record. The transcript has a single exon. Bases 1 to 540 code for a protein of 179 amino acids.